Messenger RNA from Vicugna pacos (alpaca), 4482 nucleotides. It is a transcript of the gene MS4A2, whose product is annotated as membrane spanning 4-domains A2. Lineage: Eukaryota; Metazoa; Chordata; Mammalia; Artiodactyla; Camelidae. Gene Ontology annotation, biological process: cell surface receptor signaling pathway. The record is from RefSeq and is a predicted model, not a curated record. Gene Ontology annotation, cellular component: external side of plasma membrane; plasma membrane; Fc-epsilon receptor I complex.
UUUUCAGUUCUGUGAAUCUUGCUGGUUUCAGGCAGAAUUAACCUCCAGGAGUCUCAAAUCUCUAUUUCACACUCAUCCCUAUUCAGGAACUCAAUUUGGCUCUUCAUUAUAACAAGAAAAACCCUGGUGAUCUUAAUCAGCUGGGGAACUUAUCUGUCGGACAGAUGUCUUCAGAAUGAAGAUAACCAUUAGUGUUACAAGCCAACCCAUCCCAACUGACCAUCCGGAGACACUGUGAGAGGAAGCCCACCGAGGCUCACUGGAACACUUCUUCGCCAAUGGAGAGCUCAGUGAAUGAGGAAAUGGACACAGAAAACAGGAGCAGAACAGACCUUGCUCUCCCAGAUCCACACGGGCCCUCCAGCGUGCCUGAAAUUGAACUUCCAAAAGUUCCUCUCCAUGAGAACGUCUUACUGGAGAAGCCUGCCCCAUCCCCACCACGCCAGACAUGGCUAACUUUUUUGAAGAAGGAGCUGGAAUUCCUGGGGGUGACACAAAUUCUGGUUGGUUUGAUAUGCCUUUAUUUUGGAACGAUUGUCUACUCCAUGUUCGAUAUUUCAGAAUCUGGUGGAGACGUUUUUUCAUCAUUUAAAACAGGCUACCCAUUCUGGGGAGCAGUAUUUUUUGCUAUUUCUGGAUUUUUGUCAUUUAUAUCUGAAAACAAACGUACAACAUAUCUGAUACGAGGAAGUCUGGGAGCAAACACUGUCAGCAGCAUAGCUGGGGGAACAGGAAUCGUCAUCCUGAUCACCAACCUGAAAGCAAGCUCAGCUUAUGUCCACAGUUGCCAGGAAAAUGAUCAGAGUAGCUUCUGCUCUGAGGCUUCUUUUUCCACUGAAAUUGUGGCGAUGAUCCUGUUUCUCACCUUUCUGGGGUUCUGCAGUGCAGUGUCAGUCACAGCAUACAGGAUCGGAGAAGUACUGGAGCAGAGUAAGAUUCCAGAAGAUGGUCUUUAUGAAGAAGUGAACAUAUAUUCACCUAUUUACAGUGAGUUGGAAGACAGAAGGGAGACAACUUCUCCCGCUGAUUCAUAAGAAUCAUGUGUCUGGAAAAUUCUGAUUCACAGCAGAGGGUCUAGAAAGCCGAGAUCUUUGUUUAAGGGGCUACUGGCAAAAUUCCAGUUCCUCCUGUGACCUGCCAGCUUUACAUUAUAAUGUAGUCUCUGGGUGGCAAUAUUCUGUUUUUGUGGUUUCUGUUCACUUAGAUCUCCCUCUCCAUUUGUAGAUAUGAUGGCCUCCUAUUUUUCUUGUUUUCUGUUGUUAUCUCACACCCAUCCCUCCUGGGAAGUCAAUGUGUAAUAAGUAAGCAUUUACCAUGUGCCAGCGGGGAAAACUGUACAAAUGGGGACAACAAGAAGAAGUCUUGCGAGUUGAGUUGAACUUUAAUGGCUUGAUAAUGUUGGGCUCUUAGUCUUUUUUAAGAGUUCACAAGAGCUGCGGAUGUGCGUGAUACAUGUCCCCCUGCUGGGCUGCAAGCACCUUGAAGGCAAAACCCAUUCAGCAGAUGUAUGCUGAGAACCAACUAAGUGUUUGAAGUUUUCUACACUUGUUUCUUUCACAUUAUAUAUUCCAAUGCUUCUUACAUGGUGGGUGCUCAAUAUGGAUUUAUGGAGUGAGGGCUGGAGACUGGGGAGGGUAUACCACCAGGUCAGGCCAGAGGUAGAGUGGGAAAGGAGAGAGAUAUGAUUCUGAAGUGACUUUGGAGGAGCUAAGAAGACCAAAUUGACCGAUGUUAAAAAUAGAUUUAGGCAGAUAAUCGUAUAGAGAUUUGAAUAGAGAGUCUGUGAGUAUGUAGUAAAUAUUUUGGGAUGCUCCAAAUGGGUUCUAGCAAUGGGCGCUUCCAGUCUAUGUUUGCUCUUACACGGAAAAAACAACAUGCUGUCACUGAAGGAUUGCUAAUCUUAGCCGGUGCAGGGAGUCUGCAUUGGAAUCCCAGUCCUAUUGCUUAUUAGUGGAGUGAGUUGUAGCAAAUUGUUUAACCUUUUACUUAACCUGAAUUUUCUUAUCUGUAAAAUUAAGAUAUUAGGAAUACUUGACCUGCCAGCACUAAAAGUCUGUUGUGGAAACACAGACACACACACAGUUACACACACACUCACACAAAAGUGCUCUAGAAGAGAAAGGGAUUAUUAUAUAAAUUAAUUAAUUCAUAUAUACAUACAAGCAAUCUACAAAUUUUAGUAAUCUCUAAUAAUAUAAAAUUUAAGUCCAUUUCAUCUUAAAAGUCCCACCCACUAAUCCCACUUCAACUUUCUCUUUAAUAGGCUUUGUACUUGAAAUGUUCUGCCUUUCUUUUCUAUGCUUACUUGAAUUUCUUCUUUCCGUAAUGCUAAUCCUAAAUCCCAGAUGAUUAGUUUUCUAGUUGCUUGUUCCUCUUUCUAGAUGAUGAGUUUUUCUAACUAAAUACACACACACACAUCUUACACUAAAUGUAACUUUCUAUAUGCAGAUAUUUUGUGUCCCCUUGGUAAUAAUACAUUUUUUUCCAAAGGCACCAAGUCUCAUGAAAAUCUGUAUCUUGCUUGAAUCACCAGCAUAUUCACUGAGACAAUAUUGUUGGAUAAUGUGUGCAGAUUGAUGAACAAGCAGUAGGAAGUUUAAUCAAGUUACUCAGUGUCUGGUGAGAUGGAAACCAGAAAUGCAAAGACCAUUUAGUGAGGAAUUUCAAAUGAGAGAAUAAAUUAAUGAAGACUUGAGCUAAAAUGAAGUCAGUGGAAAUGGAGAGAGAUAGUCGUAUCUGAAGCCUGGAGAGAAAGAGUAAUGGUCUUCUUGUUAACAAGUUGAAUUAAAGGAUAAAGAUAGGAAAGCAAUUGGUUGAUUAUCAAACACAUUAUGUGUUUGAAUCUAAAAUCAAAAAAUAUCUGGUAAUGUUGAGAGAAAUGAUAAGAAGUCAAAAAUACAAAUUGAUUAAGUGAUGAGUACAGACAGACCCAGAUUAAGCUCAGUUUUAUCCUGCCAUUUUUAGGAAACCAAAGGAAAAUACAAUUGAAGAAUGCCUGAUGGUAUCCAAUACAGAGUGCUGGUAAAGACAAAAUAUGGUGAUAGAGAUUUAGUGUUGUUAUAAGAGAGAUCAUCAUUAAAUGAAGCAGAUUAACACUCCAAGAAUUAUUUUGAAAUAAAAAUAAAGCCAAGCUCACUUUUACAUGUCUAGAAUCAGAGAGGAAAAGGAGAAGGAAAAAAAAAAAUCUAGGGUACAGGAUAAGAGAAUUAGCCAGAAAAAUACAUUGUGAAACAGUAGACAGCAAGUGGCCCAAAGCCGAAAGAGGUUAGACAAAAACUAAGUAACCAUCAGGACAGUAUUCGCUGGUUUGGGCAAGAAAAGAACUUAUAGGGCUAAAUCAACUCCAGGUAAGACAUGGAGAUGAGGCAGAGAAAAUAGCAAUAGUGAAGGAAUGCAAAAGGGACAGAGAAAUUCAAAGCAGGAUUAUGGUGAUGAGUAAAUGAAUAAAGCAUUUGCAGAGGUAUUGAGAGAAAGAGAGAGAGGGAAUGGGGGUAUAUGUGAUGUAAGAAAUAACAGAGGAGAUUGUGAAUAGAAAAUAGAGAAGAAAAAUUAAGCCAAGCCAAAUGCUUUUGUUGCUAUUUGAUAUUUUUAUUUUUAAGGGAAGGAAAAAGUAUUUCACACCUUUAGCCCAAAUUGAAGAGUCCCAAGGAAGGACUGAAAAAUCAGUUUGGGGUAUUAUUCACAAAUUCAUUAAUACAAUAAUUAGUGACAUUUUAUUUACUUGGAAUGCCAAAAUUAAAAAUUGAUAGGUCGGUGUUAAUUCCCCGAGACUAUAAAAAUGAUCACGUAACCACACAACCAACCGUUGAUUAAGUGAACUCUUAUGCUCAUCUAACCUCAGGCCCAUAGGUUUUCUAUCUUCAUUUUUCUGAAAUAAAAUUUUGCUUCUCAAAACUUAAUAGCAGCAUAAACAUACACCCUUUCACGGGAUAGCUUAUGACGCUGUGUCCAUUCUUGAUCAUCCAUAGGUAUGACUCACAUCACUUGCAUGGCAUAUGUAUUUCCAUCCAAGCUCCUAAUCCUGGCCCACCAGGGUCUCUAGAAGUGGAUCCAGCCUAUCUUCAUGACUGCAAAAUAUACUGCAGCCCUUUUCGCCCACUAACUUAAUGCUUUAACCACGUCGUUGGCUGUAUUUCCUCUGUACCUCACACAAUUGUGGUCUCAAGAUCAUUCUGAUGGUCGUUCUGCCCCUGCCAGCCUUUUACCACAUGCUCACUUCUCCAAGCACACACUGAGAACACAACUGGCCUGCCUGCCACACCUUUAGGGCCUCAAAUUAUCUUUCUGAAAAUGUCUACUUAAAGGUCAUCUUCUCCACGAAGACUGCCUAAUGCACACUUACUUAUCCAACCAUAAUUUCUUGUUUCAUGAUCACUUGACCCCAUGGUGCAGCAUGCUGUCAUGUCUUGGUAUGUUUGUGAUCUCCUCGAUGUAUCCUCAAUGACUAGUAUUUGUUCAAUAAAUCGGAAUCUUUUAACUUGA